AUGAAUAAUAUAUCAUUGUGUUUUUAUGGAUUACUCCUGACAAUAUUAAUUUUUACAUCAAAUAAUGUUUUUGGAAGUGAUUUUAAUUUUCCAAGUAGAGAUAUAAUGAAAGCUAUGCUUAGAGAUCCUAAUGCUUAUUUUAGAGGAGAACCUAUACGUUUUGGUAAAAAAUCAAGUUUUAGAGAACCUAUUAGAUUUGGUAAAAGAAAUUCACCUAAUUUAAAAAAAAAUAAAGGAAAUGAAAUAAUGAAUUUUGAUAAUGAAAAUGAUAAUUUUGAUAGAAAAUACUAUAUUCCUGUACCAUUUUAUAAUUUUGAGUGA
Messenger RNA from Strongyloides ratti, 321 nucleotides. RefSeq lists its product as hypothetical. The transcript is spliced from 2 exons. Lineage: Eukaryota; Metazoa; Nematoda; Chromadorea; Rhabditida; Strongyloididae. The record is from RefSeq and is a predicted model, not a curated record. Bases 1 to 321 code for a protein of 106 amino acids.